Messenger RNA from Microtus oregoni (creeping vole), 965 nucleotides. Its product is annotated as 60S acidic ribosomal protein P1-like. Gene Ontology annotation, molecular function: protein kinase activator activity; structural constituent of ribosome; ribonucleoprotein complex binding. The transcript has a single exon. Gene Ontology annotation, biological process: cytoplasmic translation; translational elongation. Bases 589 to 933 code for a protein of 114 amino acids. The record is from RefSeq and is a predicted model, not a curated record. Lineage: Eukaryota; Metazoa; Chordata; Mammalia; Rodentia; Cricetidae. Gene Ontology annotation, cellular component: ribosome; cytosolic large ribosomal subunit.
GUAUGCAUGAAUCUAUUUUACAUAUUUAUGUUUUCCUUCUAGUUCUUUUCAAAAAGAAUCUUUAUUACAUUUAUUUUGCGUGUGUGUGUGUGUGUGCACACGCAUGCACCCUCGAUGUGUUCUUGUCAUGAGUGUAUGUAGCGGUCAGUUUGGUUCUCUCCGUCCUCCACGGGGGUCCUGGACAUGGAGCUGAGUCAGGCGUGGCAGCAAUCAUUUACUGAGUCAUCUUGCCAUUCCCACUUCUUUUUCGAAAGUAGUUUUUGGUUUUUUUUUUGUUUUUUAGACAGUCUCCUAUGCAGCUCAGGCAGCCUUCAGUUCACGAUUCUUCUACACGAUCUUCCUCGUGCUGGGGUUACAGCUGUGUGUCACCAUACUCUAAAUUCAAGUGAUUUCUUUGAAUGGAGAUUAUGUUGUAUAUAAAUCUGCUUUAAAAACAUUAACAUAUCUUUAACGUUUCAUUAAAAUAAUCUAUAAGCGCUUUUCCUCUGCUGCCGCCAAGGUGCUCGGUUCUUCCUAGGAAGCUAAGGCCGCGUUGGGGUGAGGCCCUCACUUCAUCCGGCCACUAGCACCGUGCCGACAGUCCGCAACAUGGCCUCUGUCUCUGAGCUCGCCUGCAUCUACUCCGCCCUCAUCCUCCACGAUGACGAGGUGACGGUCACGGAGGAUGAGAUCAAUGCCCUCAUUAAAGCAGCUGGUGUCAAUGUUGAACCUUUCUGGCCUGGCUUGUGUGCAAAGGCCCUGGCCAAUGUCAACAUUGGGAGCCUCAUCUGCAAUGUAGGGGCUGGUGGGCCUGCUCCAGCAGCUGGAGUCGCACCAGCAGCCGGUCCUGCCCCCUCCACCGCUGCUGCCCCAGCUGAGGAGAAGAAAGUGGAAGCAAAGAAGGAAGAAUCCGAGGAGUCUGAUGACGGCAUGGGCUUUGGUCUUUUCGACUAGGCGUUUUGAUACCAUGGCUAAUAAAAGGAUGA